GGUUCCUCCUGUUCUUCUUGAUCUUCUUGAAGUUGCGCUUGUUGAGGGAGCUGUCCACCUGGUGGUAGGAAUGCCUCUGGUCGAAAGUCUGGAUGUCCAUCAUUAUUCAUAUAGGCUAUGCCUAUGCUUCUUAUGUUCAAUGCCGCAUUUUUAUCCCGGUCUACAAUCACAGCCUUUGGAUAAAGCUCUGGAUGGUUAUUACAAGCUUUAAUCUUCCACAUCACCCAAUCUGGCGGUGGUGGGCGUGCCUGUAUACAGUCACUUGCCGGAUUCAACUGGUCUCGACAGUACUUUUAUUUUCCUUUACCUCUUUGGAAUGAAGCCGCCUUGAGGUCCUUCAACCCAGUACGUUGCACGUUCUCUUGUUUUUCUGUGUCCGCAAACCUCCUCGUCAUAUGGAAUACUUGUUAGCCGUUGCUGACACCCUGCGUGAACUUGAGAAGUGUUGUACUCGUCC
This is a messenger RNA of Zychaea mexicana, 457 nucleotides long. RefSeq lists its product as uncharacterized. Bases 93 to 320 code for a protein of 75 amino acids. The transcript has 4 exons. The record is from RefSeq and is a predicted model, not a curated record. NCBI's taxonomy places the organism in Eukaryota, Fungi, Mucoromycota, Mucoromycetes, Mucorales, Lichtheimiaceae.